CUGCUUUGUUGUGCGUAAUGGCGGCCGCCUUUUGAGAAAAACACGAAAUCUGUGAACGCGUGCCACAAUGAUAUUUGCUUAGAAGCGACGAAGACAAUUUUAAAUUCAAUGUCGGACACUGAGAAAAGUGAGAAAAGUGAUUCUACGGACAACAGAGACAGAAGUGCUGUGAACAUAACAUUUGACAAAACCGGAUGGAUUUAUAAAUUGUCAAGAAUUGAAUUACAAAAAUACUUGAUUGAGUUUAAAAUCAAAUUUGAUGAAAAGCAAACCGUCGACGAAUUUCGGCAAUUAUUAGUCAAAUAUUGCAAAAACAAACAAAAUAUAAACGUGAGCAAAACCAAAAUGUCACACACAACUCAUUUAAAUCUACAACUACAACCCUUUGAUGGCACUAAAUGGGAAUGUUUUGAACAACAAUUAGAAUGCUGUAUUGCAUUAAACGACGUGCCAGAGGAGAAAAAAGUGCCUCUGUUGUUAACAAAAAUAACACCACAGGUUUUCGAAAUUUUGACGUCUCUGUGUAGCACCAAAAAACCAGCAAGUCACUCUUAUUCGGAGCUUACUACGAUUUUAAAAAACAAAUACGUACAAAAAAAGUCCAUUGUUUUGGAACGUGCGACGUUCCGUAAUCGGAAUCAGCUCCCAAAUGAAAAAAUAGAGGAUUAUAUGACAGAACUUCGGAAGCUAGCUAGCAAAUGUCAAUUUAAGGACUCCGAGGAUCAAUUAAAAGAAAAAUUCAUUGACGGUGUGCACUCCAAACUUAUUAAAUUUGAAUUACUAAAGGCGGAUACAAAUCAGACAUUAGAAGAUUACAUUACUUUGGCAAGAACUGUAGAAGCAGCAUUAAAAGAAACAGGCCAGAAGGCAGAAGUGGAAGCUAGCGUUUACUAUCAGCAAACAAACAAAAACAAGGCAUUCAAAGGACUACAAACAAGAAGGAAACCAAGCGUGAAUAAAGGUACUAGGUGUUUCUGCUGCGGGGGUGAUAAUCACCUGCGUUCAGAGUGUACGCUGCGCCAAAAAUACUGUUCGGAAUGCGGACAGCAAGGACACAUUUUUAAGGUCUGCCCCAAGAAGAAAAGUUUCAAAAUUAACAGUAUAGAGAAAGAGGAAACCGAGGAAGCAUCUGAAACCUUAAAAGUGGAUGAGUACCAAAUGUACUAUGUAAAUGUAAGUAAAGUGCCUCCUCAUAUGCUAAGUCUUAAUGUUGAGGGUUGUAUGGUCGAAUUUCAGCUUGACACAGGAUCUGAUGUUACCGUUAUUCCAUUGAAACAGCAACAAAUGUUAUUACCUCAUAAGGAUAUAAAAAAUUGUAAUGUUUUAUUUAAAAAUUUUGAUCAAAAGAUAUCACAACCGUUAGGAAUAUUAGAUAACUUGACAGUAACAUUGAAUGAUGUAACUAAACAAUUAAAUAGUUUUGUUACUGAGAACACACCAUGUAUUAUUGGGAGAGACUGGUUAAAGGAGUUUGGAUUAUGGCCGCCCAAAUUUGUAAUGUCAAAUGAAACAAAUACAGUAAAUAAAAAAUUUCACAAUGUUUCAGAAGCCAGAGCUACAAUAAAGAAAAGGUUCGCAGAAGUAUUUAGUGAAGGAUGGGGCAAUGUCAAAGGUGAAACCAUCAGCCUCAAAUUAAAAAAAGAUGCCAAACCAAAGAACCUGCCGGUACGCCGAGUUCCAUUUGCACUCCAAGACAAGAGGACGGGAGCCGGUGCGGGAGCCGCGCCGUGCGGCAUGGAGGCCGGCGUCGCGGCCGCGCCCGCCCGCCGCGCGCCGCCGCCCGAGCGCUCCCCGGCUCGCUCCGGCCUGCACGUCAACUUCAGCGACAAGGGCGAGGUGAAAGAGCGGCGUGAGAAGUUCCUGACGGCCAAAUAUGGCUCCCACCAGAUGGCGCUGAUCCGUAAGCGGCUCGCCGUCGAGAUGUGGCUCUACGACGAGCUGCAGAAGCUCUAUGAUGUGCCGAAGGAGGCAGCAGCGGCGGCGGGCGCCGCGGAGGUGGAGGUGGACGUGGACGAGCUCCUCGACAUGGACUCGGACGAGCUGCGGCGCGCGCACCUCGCGACGCUACUAGCGGAUGCCAAAAAGCCCCAAAAAGAUGUACAUAAUUUCAUCAACGAAUUGCUAGAUAAAGCGAAAACUCUGUAGGUUAAGAGAACGGAACCAAAUCUCAUCUCGCUGUCGCCGCGGCCGCUGCGGGCGGGCGGGGGCGGGGCGGGCGCGGGGGCGGGGGCGGGCGCGGGCGCGGCGGCGCGGCGCAGGCCCCGCAUAGUACCGUAGAUAUACUUACUAUACUUUUACUACGAGUAUAUUAGUUAGUCGUUAAGCAUUUUACUGUCGGCGCCGGCCCCGGCCCGGUACGCCGGACGCUAGUGCGAGCAGGGCACCACCGGUUACAUCGGUCUCAGUGUCCGGUUGACGCCGUAAGGGAAAACACCAAUAUUUCUUUGACGCCGUAGGCAAUGCUACAGUGCCGCACGUGAAACGGAACGAAAGUUCUAAAAUAUUCUGCAGCAUUCAAUAGUACACAUUGUAUUCCUAACUUUCGGAUGUGCAAAAGUACACACUGAUCCUUAAUGACAGCGUAUCUGAAAAGCAAACGUGCACUGAUAUCGGACUUUCGCGAUCGUCUGAAGGUAGAUUCGUAACAGUAAAAUUGAGCUAUCGCUUCGAAAAUAGCAAGUGCGUAAAAUAUUAAAAUGCUUCAGGUGCCACUUUUCCCCGCGUGAAAAAUAUAUAGUUACGCGCGUUCUCCCGAAGUACCUUUCGGACUGUGUAGACCGAUGUAACUCGCAGUGGUAGUACUACUAGUACUGUACAUGUACAGUAUUGAAUGACGAGCGCCCUCGGUGGAGGGGGCUCGUGCGACAUAUCAGCGGCCGCCCCGCCUCUCCUCUCCCGUACAAUACAAUUCAAAACGAUCGUGUAUGAUACUCAAUCUAGACGUCGCCAUCCACAUCCGCAAAUGAUUCUUAUCUCAAUUGGCUAAUUUGGGAAAUAAACAACUAAAACUAAAAAAUAGGGGUACAAGUUGUUCUUAUAUAUACUGUUUUUUUACUGUAUUCUUAUACUCUAGAUGUGCGGAGAUGCGUAGCGACUAGCGACGAGGGAUAGGUAAACGAAGUGAUUCUACCCAGGUAGCAAAAUGACGUAAAAUGACGUCAGCGACGUCAUAAUGAUGGCAUUAUUACGUCAUUAUGACGUCGCUGACGUCAUUUGACGUCAUUUUGCUACCUGGGUAUUGAUUGUUAAGCUUAACAAACACAUCCUCGCACAUCACUGGUGGAAACGCAGCCUUACUUAAGUCAUUUUAAGACCGCUAUGAUGUGAUGCGUGACAUUCAAAUACAUAAUAUAGGUGUUUAAAAUUAUCUGAGAAAAACUUUAUUGUUAAGACAAACACAGUAAGAACGUGUGCAGAUCAUAAUUAGCUCCGCUGACUGCACGUUUAAAUUAAACAAUAAAAUUUGUUGUUCAGACAAUUUAACCAAAUAGGCCAGUUGAGAUAAUAAAUAGGUAAUACUCAUAGAUAAUCUAAAUACGAGGGUCGACUAAGUAUACGUAAAUACCGUAUAAGUAGCAUUUAUCUGUCCGUUGUGUAACGAAAUUGGUGUGACACUGUCCUCUGUGAACCCGUAAUGUAACGAUAAAGCUAAUUUAAAUUAAAUAGUUUGGUCAGCAUGAUUUCAACAAAUGUUUGCUACAUUUUUGCAAGGCAAUGGCAUGAUUUAGAUACUUGUGUUGGUGAGCAAUAUUAUUUUUUCUACUCGUCGGCUGUAAUAGUUGAAUUAAGAUUUCAUAUACCAAACUACAAUUGCGUACCUUUCAUGUAUGGGCUCCCAACUCAACUAUAACAUUCAUUUCGAUACGCUGGAGUCAACUAUAUAAAAAUAUAGACAAUACUAAACGGGAAACAAUAGUCGCGCGUUGGUGUCUGUUGUACUAUAUUUUUGUAGUACCAGUUUUCAUUAGUUAUUUAGAUUUUAUAGUAAAAAAAGUAUUAUUUUAGUUUAGAAGACUCGUAGAAAAAGUAUUGUAUACAAUAGUGAUAUAAUCAAGCUUUUCAAUCUGGUACCUCGCUUAGGCAACUCAGCAAGCUUCGUUGCCUAAACACGGUACUCGACUGAAAAUCUCUCCAUUAUAUCACGAUUGUAUAAAAUACUAGUUUAUUUGUAUCAAUACAUAUCUUGAAAACUAUUUUUAACAAUCUUACGAUAUUUAUUUGAUAUGUUUUGUUUGUAGUAUGUGAUAUCAGUAAAUUACAUUACAAGUGCGUAUAAUAGGAAAUUCGUAACGAGUGGCGAUAAAUUAAAACACGACCGUUUUAAACCGACACGAGUUGCGAAUUACUAUCUUACAACGUUUUACGGUACAUAUGGCCCUUUAAAUUUUCGACAUAAUUACGUAAUGUGCUAAUUAUCGCACUAGUGCGGUAAAGUAGCACCAUAUGUAAGUACUGUAAAAAUAUUAAAAUGGUUUAAUCCUAGUUUGUCGAGCGAGGGAAACCAUAAUGUCUAUUUUCAAUUACGCUGCAAUUUUAAGUAUAACUAUUCGCUGGCCAAACUACCAAUCUUACUUUCUUAAUUGGGCGCCAAUUGAAAUAACAUAGCAAUAACAGGGUGCUUAGCCAACGUUUCAAUCGCUAACGCUCCGUAACGCUCCGUAGUCAUCACUCUCUACCACUUCCAUAUUAGUGCGACAGUGACAGUUGCGUUUCGUUCGCUACGGAGCGUUAGCGAUUGACACGUUGGCUACGCACCCAGGGGUCUCCAAAGUACGACACACCAGUGAGAGCCGAAAACCUGGCCCGCGACUGCGGUAGCAACCAUAAAAGCUCCGCGACUGCGGUAGCAACCAUAAAAGCUAAGUUUCGCCCCGCACUACUAUUACAAUAUCAAUAUGUACUACUUAAAGCAAUAUGGCCCUCGUGUCAAAAAGUUUGGAGAUCCCUGAACUAUGUAAUAGUUUUAAGGCGGGGCUGGCGCCUCGUGAUAAGCGCCCUCCAGACUAUGUGCGUGAUUCGCGGCGCGACUUCACGGAGCGAAAAUAUCGCGACGUUGACGUAUGACUCCACACACGCACAACUUCACGGCGAUUUCGCAGUUUGGUUUGCGGCAAGAUGGCGGAAAAGCAUCAGCUGAUUGAGUGUGUUAUUUAACUGUUAGUUAUCUAUCUAUCUUUACGUGAUUUACCUGUUUUUCCAUUUUGUUUUGUUGUAAACUCGUAAAAUAUACUUGCUUAAAAUAAAAUAAUUAAAAUUUAUCUUGCUACAGAGGAGCCAAUAAGCCAAUAAAAUAGUGUGUACACUGUACGGUAAUGUAGAGUCUUGGAAGUUCGCGCUUCGCGUCUCCUUUUACGCGGGCCGAAAAACCGACAAAAAACGGGGAACAAGGUGCGAAGGCGUGAACAAUCUGCGAAAUCGACGCCACACUCGCGUUCGCGGCUUCGCGCCCUGAUUCACGCACGAGUGUGGAGGGCCCCUAAUGUCUAGUGGUGUAGUGGCGAGCCGAGUUCUUGCUAUUGUGUCCUCGUAUUGUUAAUAUUUUGUAAAGGGUGGCGCGCGUCGCGGCCGGACCCCCCACAACCGGGGGCCAAAACUAGACGGGUGAGGCGUAUUAAACGAUCUGUGCGCGACCAGAGUUAUUGAUUGAAAAAAAAAGUGUGGUGAUCUAAUAAUAAAUAGUGCCUUCGAGUUUGACAACUAGAACUAGAUGGCGCUAAACGACGCGAUGUUUUUUGACUUUUGUAUCUAGUUACCGCAUAAUCUACAUCAGCUGUCAUAAUUCGAGGCACCAUUUUUUCUUAGUUUACACUCUUCUACAAUUAGUAACUCUUUGGCACGACUUUAUUGUUACAGCUUGGCAAACAAGAGUAGAAAAUAAUAGGGGCGCCACUGUCUGUAAAACGUCUUGCAUAUGGCAACUAUUGAGUCACUUUGACGUCUCUUUUGUAUGAAAAUAGAAAAUGUUGCCAUGAUAAAAAAAAUUAGUUCCAUUUCUACUCUUUUUUGCCAAGCUGUAAGAGUGGAAAUGCAUGUGAGGAUCAUUAUAAGCACAACGUUCGUUUAGCUAUAUCUGCUGUUGAUUGUACAAGUGUAUAGUCUCGACUGCUGGGCAUUUUUGUGCUCUGUACCUAGAAGCCUACCUUGUAGGGCCACCCCACACCCUACAUUAGCGUCUUUUGAGCGUCAUAUUCAGCGGUAUGGAAAGUUGCGCCAACGUUGCGUCAAGCAUCAGCCAUAGAGUUGACGAGACGCCGCCGCUCGCGAUGGGAUGUCACGUGUGGUAUGGUGACGGUGACAGGUGGGAGUCCUCACUAACUCACUAUCACUAUUCACUACGCUCGGGCAGCAGCGACUAGCGUCAGUAGCGACACAGCCCCGCCCGGCCGCGGCGCGCCCAACUGUCGCUGAUAGACUUAAUUUUGUAAUAAAUAGAUUUA
Molecule: messenger RNA, 6437 nt
Organism: Cydia strobilella
Lineage: Eukaryota; Metazoa; Arthropoda; Insecta; Lepidoptera; Tortricidae
Exons: 6
Coding region: 109-2145 (678 amino acids)
Biological process (GO): regulation of phosphorylation
Cellular component (GO): cytoplasm
Molecular function (GO): nucleic acid binding; zinc ion binding; protein serine/threonine phosphatase inhibitor activity
Source: RefSeq, a predicted model, not a curated record